AUGAGGCGGAUGGGUUACGAGUUCUUUAAAGCUACGCACUUCACUGCAGUCGUUGUCUUUGUGGUCGUAUUCUUCUGGCAUUGCGACUAUACGCUCACUUCCUGGCACUACUUCAUUGCAACAGCUGCGAUAUACGUCCCGUGCUUCGUUUAUCCGUGGCUUCGCACCGCUUUCGAAUACGGGUUCACUCAAAAGGCAUUCGUGGAAAUCGAGGGCAAUGGUUUCAUACGCCUUACCGUCCCAUCGGUUAACAUGCGAUGGAAGCCAGGGCAGCAUUGUUUCCUACGGUUCACGAGUUUUGGUCUACAGGCUUUCUCUUCUCAUCCUUUCACUAUUUGCUCUCUGCCUUCCACACAGUCGAGUGAGAAGUCCGAGCUGGUAUUCUACAUACGGCAUUCGCAUGGCUUGACGAAGAAGCUCUAUGAACAUGCUCAGGAGCAUCCAGAAAUCUCUCUGCCUAUCCUGGUCGAUGGCCCAUAUGGUGGUAUCAACAUGCAAAGAUUGAACGAUGCAGAUCGCUUGCUCGUCAUCGCAGGUGGAUCAGGCGCGGGCUGGAUACUUCCCUUUCUCGAGCUCUUCUGUAGGCAGCGAAGCACUACAAGCAUGGCUGACAUGUCAACCGGAAGCAAUAUUUCGCCCAGCGACGAAGAGAAGCGAUCCGGCGUUGAGCAUUGCCGCAAGCUACGCGUCGUCCUGGCUACUCGCGAUAUCGCCAAUCGCACUUGGUUUCUGGAAACGGUUGCUGAACUCUUCGCCAAGUACUCUCCACAAUUGAAGCCCAGCGACAUCGACAUCGAAAUCCAUUUGACUGAUAAAGCAGAGCGGAUGGUCGUUGCCGCAGGUACGAGAGGUUACGAAUCGGUUUCCACCUCAUCUUCAGCAGGCAACAUCGAAGUGGAGGCCAAAAGCGACCAGGUUACAGUGCCAACGGAAGAGCUUGCUGGUCGGCCAAACUUGCCCCAUGUCAUACAGAAGCAGACUGAAAUGAUAAGAGCAUAUGAUGAGUCUUUGAGCGUGUACGUCUGCGGGCCGAUUACUAUGCAGAAUGACGUUAGAAAUGCAGUUGCGAAGGAAAAUCUGGCAAUACUCAAGGGUGUGAGGUCCGGCGGUGUAUACCUGCAUUUGGAACACUUCUCGUGGGCUUGA
Molecule: messenger RNA, 1146 nt
Organism: Alternaria postmessia
Lineage: Eukaryota; Fungi; Ascomycota; Dothideomycetes; Pleosporales; Pleosporaceae
Exons: 3
Coding region: 1-1146 (381 amino acids)
Biological process (GO): copper ion import; intracellular iron ion homeostasis; iron ion transport
Cellular component (GO): plasma membrane
Molecular function (GO): ferric-chelate reductase activity
Source: RefSeq, a predicted model, not a curated record